ACACAAGCGGAACUUGGCUUACUGGAGAACACCGACGUCUUAGCGAAGCAGUUAAAACUAUUAUGUACAUUACAAUUUUCACAACAAACGGUCAAUGAAUGACUUAUAGUGACUGCUUUGUAGUAAUUUGACAAAAAAAGUCGCAUGUGUUGAUUUGCAGUAGCUGUGAACUCUGAGGAUAAGGAUGAAUGAGAUGGGCAGACCUCUGGACAGACUGAAAAGGCUCAACCCAUGGGCUUUUCUGCCUCCUCUGUUCUCCAUCUGUGUUGCUGCUGGCCUCUUUAUAGUAUACUUUGAUGCUGUUUCCCAUGGUCAAGUUGUACCCCUCACCUCACAGUAUGAUCCAAAUAAAAGUGCCCUUCCUCCGUACAUAAGCAUUGCAGGAAAUUCUCCACCGGCCAGCUGUGUCUUCAGUCAGAUCAUGAACAUGGGAGCUUUUGCAGGGCUCUUCAUUGCUGUCUUUCGAUACCUCCAGCUCAAGAACACAUUGUAUAAUCCGUGGCUGAACACAAUCUGUCUCUUGGCUUUCUCCAGUGCCUGCUUUGGGAUGACACUCAUCGGGAACUUCCAAUUAUUUGUUGAGGAGCAAAUUCAUAACUUUGGCACCUUUCUGACUUUUGGCCUGGGGACCCUCUUCUGUUGGAUACAGUCCUACAUCACACUGAAGGUGAACUUCAAGAAUGAAGGAUUCAGAACCAGUAUUCUACGAUUCCUCCUGUCGGGGGGCAUCACCAUCUGCUUCAUACUGUACUCCACAUUAAUGGCACAGGAUUUCCACAUGCACGCUGCUCGAGGGCAGUGGUCUCUCGUCAUGCUAUUCCUCAUCUUCAUCGGAACGUUUUAUGUUGAAUUCCGUCACAGCCGCAUGGGCUACCGGGUCACGGACAUCAGUGCAGAGCCUGUCAGUAUGACCUUUACUGAAAUGUCCACACACUCAGACACAUAAUAAACCUAC
This is a messenger RNA of Periophthalmus magnuspinnatus, 955 nucleotides long. RefSeq names its product transmembrane protein 150C (gene tmem150c). The record is from RefSeq and is a predicted model, not a curated record. Bases 185 to 946 code for a protein of 253 amino acids. The transcript has 8 exons. NCBI's taxonomy places the organism in Eukaryota, Metazoa, Chordata, Actinopteri, Gobiiformes, Gobiidae.